This is a messenger RNA of Linum tenue, 941 nucleotides long. The record is from the annotation of a GenBank genome assembly. NCBI's taxonomy places the organism in Eukaryota, Viridiplantae, Streptophyta, Magnoliopsida, Malpighiales, Linaceae.
CGGAGGCCACAUCCAAAUAUUUCUCUUACGUAAUAUAAAAUUGCACCCGAACCUCAAACCCUAGGCUCUCUCCUCCGUCCUUCCCCUACCCUAGUACCCACACAACACACCAGGGGAGCUGCAGCGCGGCUGUUGAAGCAGACAAGAUGGCGGUUCCUCUGUUGACGAAGAAGAUUGUGAAGAAGAGGGUCAAGAAGUUCAAGAGGCCCCAGAGUGACCGUAAGAUCUCGGUCAAGGAAAACUGGAGAAGGCCAAAGGGUAUUGACUCUAGGGUCAGGAGAAAGUUCAAGGGAGUUACAUUGAUGCCCAACAUCGGUUAUGGAUCAGAUAAGAAAACCCGCCACUAUCUUCCCAAUGGCUUCAAGAAGUUUGUUGUCCACAAUGUUAAGGAGCUGGAGGUUUUGAUGAUGCAUAACAGGACUUAUUGUGCCGAGAUUGCUCAUGAUGUCUCUACGCUUAAGAGAAAGGGUAUUGUGGAGCGUGCAGCACAGUUGGAUAUUGCUGUCACCAACAAGCUGGCUAGGCUCAGGAGCCAGGAAGACGAGUAGACGGUUGGUUCUGUUUUUUCGUGUGAUUUUGCUCUCAGAAGAAAUUUUGCCUUUAGAAAACCUUGGAUUUUGAGUUUCUGUUGCGGAUUAGUCUGAUACCCGUUAGCGCUCCCGUUUUGAGAUGUGUAAUCGACUUUUGGUCCUUGUUUUGUUUCCAUCAUCGGUGUUGGUAUUAGUAUCUAUUGGAUUUUUCUUGCACCCUCUUGUCAACUCCCCUCGCCCUGGAACUGUUAAGGCCGAUUAAGUACUCGAAAAUUAUAGUUGGAGGGACCGGAAGAAUUUUGAUAACUCGAUUCCAAUAUCGUAUGUCAGGGAUAUGAUUGUAGGUUCCAUGGGUGGGUGGAUAAACGGAGAAUUGUUAAAUGUUAAUGGAUUUGGAUGGUUUCAUACAAA